AUGGUGUGUGCGGCCAGGGCUGAACUGAUGUGGUCUGGACUGGCAUUAAAGAAUUGGUUCUGGCAGGGGCUCUUUGUGCUUCAUGUCACUAGUCUAGUCUUUGCAAAGGAAAACCUGGUCAAAGCCAAAGUGGGAAAAAUCAUCCACCUGCCCUGCUGCCAUGAACUACCCAGCCCAGAGUCCCAGUAUAACUACCGCGUUUACUGGCAAACAGAAAAAGAAGUAGUGAUGGCUUACUCAGCAGGGAAGCUGGUCAGGACCGAUGCAAAGUUUGUGAACCGGACCAAGAUGGACCUACAGAACCUCACAAUGUCAAUUUUCCCAGUGAAACUAUCAGACACCGACACAUAUAAAUGCAUAGUUCAAGUGAUAGAGAAGGGACCUUCCAAGCUCUGUGACAGGACUGUGGAUUUGGUGGUUGAAGCUGACUUCAGCAAGCCUGUCAUAUCAGCAGAUGUACCCAAAGAUGCUUGUGGCUCAACUGAGGUGACGGUGAACUGUUAUUCUCAUGGUGGCUUUCCAGCACCCAGAGUCUCUGGGAUCCUCAAUAAUAUGUCUGUGGACUGGCAAACCAAUUUAUCUGACUCAAAAGACAGCCUCUAUAAUGUCACCGCCAAAUUGCAGCUCAAUCUGACUGAAGACAUUUUCCUCACAUGUACCAUUGAGUAUGAUGACUUCGAAGUGUCCUCCAACUACAUUCUGAAAAAACUAAAGGAAUGUCCUUCUUCUCCAACACCUCUGCCCCAGGGGGUCAUUAUUGCCUCGAGUUUGGUUCUCAUCUGCAUCUUCCUUGUGGCCAUUGCCUUGCUUUUAAAAUAUUUCCGGUGUCAUGGCUGCGAACAACUGCGGUGCUCUCACUACCCUGUCCCUCAAGAUCCAGCAGUGGGAACUGAAAUGAAAGACGGUGUAAGAGGUGUCACUGACCUCUCUGAAGUAACAUCAGAAGCAGCAUCUUUCUGAUUAGACCAUAUCUGCAGGUAACUUUCUCCCCUGUUUGUUGAUGGCAAAAUACAUGCUCAUAUGCUAUGCGCUGGUAACGUUAGCACACAAAGUGUUCUGUUGUUUUCUGGGGUCAAGGCUGUAGGGCUUUGUGGCCACUCACAUUUGGAUAGAUGACAUGGUCUUCUGGAGUGAGGGUGUCUCCCAGCCGGAUAACAGGGAUUUUUUUGUUUUGGUUUACAUUUAAAGUGAAUGUAGUAAUGGUGAAAGAUGCCAGUAGUCUUCAGUUUCUCUAGGGCUCUUGAUCCUUCUUGCAAUAUAAUGGGUACUGCAUUAGUGUAAGUUCUCUUCCUGCCACCCCUCCAAUUUGCCCCACCUCCAGAGCUCACACCAGCAGGGCCGAAAGAAGAGCUCUUUGAUAAAUCCAGCUCUUGGUUCCUCUCUGGAGACCGGAGACCAAGAGGCUGGUUAUUGCCUUAGAGAUGGGUUUGUUCAUUUCACAAACAGGCCAACAAAUAGCUCUCAUUGGCAAUGUCCUUCAGUCACUACUAAACUGAAUCCGAUUUGACCUGUUCACCAGCAAUCAACCUCUCACCAGUCCCAUGUGCUACCUUGGCCCCCUGGAAACUAUUUUUGGUGAACUGCACAUAGACCAUGUGCCUCUCCUGCUACGUAUAAUGGCCACAAGGAUGAUGAGGGAAGGGCUGAAGGAGCAGUGGCCAGAGGUGUUGAGGAAGGGCACAACUGUGAGUGAAUAACUCCAUUUUUCAUAAUCGGCUCCUAAGGUCCAUCUAUGCAGCUGCCAGCAGCGAGCUUCCCAGCCCAGGUCGACAGACUCAGGCUCAUGGGGCACACACCCCCACACUAGAACUAGCUGUGCAGACAGCCCACCCUCCCCCGCAGACUUCAGACCCCGAGCUGCAACAUCUAUCUGGCUAUUUUUAGCAUGGUAGCGUAAACCCUGCAAGCCUGAGUCUGUUGACCUGGGCUGGGAGGCUCACCACAGUGGACUGCGUCGACAUACCCUAAAUGCUCGUCCAUCUUUGAGGCACUUAUAGAAUCAUAGAUUAGAGUUGGAAGAGACCUCAGGAGGUCAUCUAGUCCAACCCCCUGCUC
Terrapene triunguis (Three-toed box turtle) is the source of this 2055-nucleotide messenger RNA. RefSeq names its product CD80 molecule (gene CD80). Gene Ontology annotation, cellular component: external side of plasma membrane. The transcript is spliced from 5 exons. Gene Ontology annotation, biological process: immune response; negative regulation of T cell proliferation; cell surface receptor signaling pathway. NCBI's taxonomy places the organism in Eukaryota, Metazoa, Chordata, Testudines, Emydidae. The record is from RefSeq and is a predicted model, not a curated record. The coding region runs from base 1 to 960 and encodes 319 amino acids.